AUGAUCCAGAAUGGGUUGCCCGAAGAUUUCGAGACGGAUGAUUGGGGAUGGGUCGGCAGGGUUCUCAUUGGUCGAGUGUCCGCGGAGUUGGAAAUAGAGCCGAUUGGGGUAGAUGCGGUUGCGAUACAGGCCGGGGAUCUCGUGCUGGCGCUCGAGCAAUAUGUAGAGGCAUGCCUGAGAUUGAAAGACCUUUCGGAGGAGGAGGCGACCGAAGGAGCCAGACGCGACCUUAGAGCAGUGAAGAGGACGCUUCAGGAUAGGUUGGAGACAGAGAGUCUGUCACCCUACGCGAUCAGUCUUCCGGAGAGCUUCGUAGAUAGAUAUGGAGCGGCGCGGGUCGAGCACUGCAGAUUGCGGGAGGCGGCAGAGGCUGCAGAGAGGGAGAGCAAAGCCAAGGUGCCGCAAGGAAGGGAAAAAUCCGAGAAUCUGCGAGGCGAGUGUGGAGAGUCGGGGACCGUCGGUGGUGCGAUCAGGCUGCAAGCGGCUCUCGGAGAGGGGGGUGAUACAGAGAGGAUCGAAUCGGCAAGACGUGAGCGACCGCUAACGGAGGAAGCGAUUGAGAAGAUUAGAAAAGCUGCGGAGGCGACGAAGCCGCCACCUGGAGGCAUCUUCAAAAUCUGUGACGGAGCGUCGCAAACCUUGACCGAAUUCAGGGUCUAUUUUGAGACGAUGGCGGAUCAGAGAGCAUGGACGGAUGUCCACGCUUUUUUCUGGCUAGCCAAGUUCAUUGACACCUCUCUGUGGUUGAACAUCUCAAAAGUUCAGGGUAGAAGGUUGCUGACGGAUCCUCUCAGUCGGGCGUCGUAUUCUGGGGCAGUGCAAGCGGUAUGGGCUUCGCUCGGCCGUUUAACCGGGGUUGAUAAGGAGCGGGAAGCUCUUCUCCUGGAAGCCCAGCAGUUAAUUCAGCGGAAGGAGGAAGGAACAAUGGCUUACCUCUAUCGGGUCAAUGAUCACAAGUUGAAGUGUGAGUUGGUGGGAGUCCACCGGGAAGCAGCUCAUUGGUUCUCCGUCGCCAGGGUGGGGAUGAGAGAUGACCUCUCAAAAAAGUUGAGCUAUCUUGUGCGAGUGGGGAAAGAAGAUCAGUCAUGGGAAGGAUGGCUCGUAGCGAUGGAGCGUAUGGCGCCGUCAAUUUCCAGAUCGGGGAUCCGUUUAGCGGAAUGUGCUGAGGUGGUAGAAUCAAGUCCAACUCCUCCGGGUAAAGGGUCGAUCGAAAAACGGGAUACGACUGUCGCGGAGCAGAAGCCCAAGAAACAUUGGACGGGUGGCUUCAGGGGUCGGUGCUACGUUUGCGAUCAAGUCGGGCAUAUGAAGCGCGAUUGCCCCAAUCGGCAGCGUGGAAAACUCGAUAAGCCCAGAGAGGCCAUGGCAGCGGAAGGGUCGACCGAUAAAAAUAAUGGAGGGGGACCGCCAGCGGAGUCGGAAGAUUGCUCGAAAGGAGGUUCGGGAUCGGGGCAGACAGUGAAGAUUACGACUGCAGCUUUCGCAGCAGACUGCCUGGCGGCAGCUUCCAGCAUCAAGUCUUACGCAUUGGGGAACGGCGAUGACAUUCCCCAAGUUUCUCUCCAGUGUGGUACUUACCGCUGCAGUGCCCUUCUGGAUAGUGGAUCAUCCUGUUCGCUGGCUUCUGCUGCUGUCGUCGACAAGUUGAUGAAGGAAGAUCUUGCGGUUGCCAUCGGGAACCCGCCAAUUCUUAUUCGCUAUGCUAAUGGAGAAGAAGAGAAGGCCUGCGGGGAGGUUAUCAUUCGAGCAUCAUUAAAUGAUAGCGAGUGCUUCAUACCCUGUCUCGUCGUAUCACAGCUGGGAAGAGAGGGCGGAAUGAUUCUAGGGCGGCGAGCACUCAGGCUGUUAGGAAUCUCGAUGCAGUUCCCGCAAGACCCUCCGGAGGAGAGAGCUAGGUUGCGCACGGCGUUCGCCGAGCAUCAAGCCAAGUCGGUGAGGGAGUCAACUAUUCUUCCCUUAAAGGAGGAGGAGGAGAAAUGCCUCUGUGCUACGGUGGAAUGCUACAAGACGAAUGGUGAACUGUUCGUCCCGGAUUCGGCCGAGGACACCCUGGGGUGUAUUGGCCAGGAGACGUUGCGGCUUCCGGGUGGUAUUCGGGACCCUUUGGAUAUUCAAAUCGAUGCUGUUCUCGAGGCCACGCAGAAGAAGAUUAAAGGCGAGAGGGACAGACAACAACUUUCAGAGCAGGAAGUUAUUGAUGUUCUUCUCUCUUCGAUAGUCUCGGAGGAACCUAUUCCUCUGGCUGAGGGAUACACUCUUGGACUCUCUCGGGAUAGUGUGGACGGCAAGUUCACCGAGGGACAGAGCUACCAAUUUGUGGCCCACUGGACACUGCUCGAUCGAGGAGAAGGUGCUAGGCCCUGGUCGAGCGAGAAGAUGAUUGAGCGCCUAUCGGAUGUGGAAAAGGAAGAGUUCCACGGUCAUUGCCAGGAAUAUGAGACUCACGGUUGGUGGUCUCGGGAACCCUCGGAAGACGCCCGGGAGGAGGGGGAAGAGGGAUGGCAGUGUCCUUAUGGUACGAUUUUCCCAAGAGUUGUGCUCAAAGUUGUCGAGGCGGCCCGGAAUUUGCUGGGGUAUUCGAAGGAAGUGUCCAUCACCGUAGUGAUGGAUGAUUUCUUAGUCUGGGGAAAAGCGGAGGCCGUGCAGGCGAUCGAAUCACUGAUGUUGAAAACUUGGCAAACGGUCGGAUUCAUCUGUCCAGAAGCCAAGCGUACACAGUGGGGUGCUGAUGAGCCCACCAGAUGGUUGGGAAGUGGCUGGGUCUGGGAUGCGGAGCGCGGAAUCCUGAGCUUAGUAAGGCCAAAUGCGAGCGAAGACAAACUGCUCAGCAAGGCGGAAGAGCUCACCAAGCGUCGAGUGUUCCAGAUGGCAGGAAGAUACGUCGAGAUCUCCAACGGCGUCAAUGAGGGGAUGGCACGAGCCCAUGCGGACUGUGCACGAGUUCUGGCGAGCGGGUCACCCACGUGGGACUCCGUGGACUCCGACAGAGUCUGGGUCGGUCCAGCACUGGUUCAUCUCGGUUUAGCCCAAAAGUAUUGGAAGAGAUCGGCUGAAGUGGAAGACGGUGACUUGCGACUCUUCACCGAUUUAUCGUGCAUCGUGGCAGAUGUGGACGCAUCGGCCGGUGGUUAUGGUUUCGUCUGGCGAGACCGAGAAGGUAAGAUCGUGCGGGCGGAGGCCAGGGUCCAGAGUCGCUCCAUGGCUGUGGGAUCGUGGCACUGCAAUAGACGAGAACUCUUCGUUAUUGCGGCCUGCCUGCGACGGCUUGACGAAGAAGUCCAUCUUUUUCCGCACUUGCGGGAGGUAGAGAUUCGCGGCGAUAGUCGUGUGGCUGUUCACCAGGCCAAUCCAUGGAAUGUACCGGCGUGUAAGAGUGUGGAGAGGCGUGCCAUUCUUCGUCUCCGUGGCGUUGUGGCGGAAGUGACUCAUGCUCUGAACUGUUUGACCCCCUCUGUGUCGGUGAAGUUCUCACAUCUGCCGGGAGAACGCAACGGUGUCGCUGAUGCACUAUCUAGGGUCUCGUUGUCUCUCAAGUAUGUACCGGUGCUAGAUGGUUCGUCUGCGGUGGGUAUCGUUCACUGCGACGCUGUUGAGGCGCACUCGUGGUUAUCGGACCAGUCGGCUGGAAUCCACUCCAUUCCAUCAUUUCGUCGUUGGAAGGCUUUGCGCGUAGCUUUUUUGGGAUGGUGCGGUUCGGAUGCCCCAUCACCACAGGCUGAGCUGUUCACGAAGUUCCUUUUGGCGAAACAGGCUGAGGACGGCUUCUGUUCUCGAGUUCUCGACGAGUGUGAUACCAGUCAGGUGUCGGCUAUACCUGGGUUGCCGUACUCCUUCCAGGUUCGUGAGGGUCUGCUGUACCGUGUGAGACCCAAUGUCCCUAUUGAUGACGGUCCUCGCUGGCAGUUGGUUGUCCCCCGGGGUCUAGUGGGGGAACUAUCCUUGGCGGUCCAUCAAGAAUGCGGCCAUGCUGGUUUGACGGCUACUUUGGCAGGACUAUAUGGAGUGGCCUGGGCGCCUGCUAUGCGGAAACUGGCUCGCCAAGCCCUUAGAGGAUGCUUGAGCUGUGCUCUUACCAGAGAUUGUGGAAGCCGAGCUCAGAUUUCUUAUGGGGCGAGCAGGAUCCCGACGGCUCCCUAUGACUGUGUGGGAAUCGACAUGUAUGGGCCACUUCGGCGCCCUGGGAAUCCCAGGGCCGGGAUAGGGUCGGGGCUGCCAUCUGAUUCCCCUCUAGGGGGCGCAGAAGCCGACGGGAAACAGGUGUUGAGUGUGAUAGAUCGCUUAACUGGUUUCUGCUCGUUUUAUCUCCUAGAGAACGGUAGGGCUAAGGUUAUCGCGGAUGCGCUGGAGUUGCACUUUUGGCGUGUGGGAAGGUGGCCUAAAGAGAUCUGGUGCGAUAACGCUAAGAGCUUUGUUGAGGCGUCGCCUCUGGUCAGCUUCGCUAUGAUGGUGGGAUGUUCAUUGAGAACGAUUCCCCCCCAUACUCCACAGUGCGGGGGCUUCUGGGAGAGGAAACACAAAGAAGUGUCCGAGACCCUGAGGGCGUGUCUGUACGAUAACCCGGAAGCGUCUUGGAAGUGGUUGGUGGCGAUCGCAGAAGCGCGAGCUAACUUCGUGAGUGGUGCCCACGAACGAAUUUUCGGGUGGAAGCCUCAGUCUCCGGCGGUGGGUGCAUUGUCAGCUCAACUCUAUCAGCAGUCGUCGGUGCCCAGGAGCUUUCGCGGCAAUUCUGCGGCGGCCGUUGCCGAGGCCAGGACCCGCAGCCGUUACCGUGAUGAUUUGCUACAAGUAUUUGCCGAGGAGUGGCUCCAAGCGAGGGAGGAUUUGGCUACUGGGUUUAUGUUUCGUAUGGCGAAGAGGGGUGGGCAAGAGCCUCUCGUCGUUGGCGAUCGUGUGGUCCUCUAUCAUCCAAAGACCAUGCAGGGCAUGAAGUUGGCUCCGAAGGCCUCUGGGCCUUACUUUAUCUUGAAGAAGGUUGGUUCCCAAUGUUAUGAGGUCGGCAAUUUUCCGAAGGGCUCGUCUGGUAGUUCUUCCCAACGAUCGUGGAUGGUUCAUAGCUCGCGCAUUCGGAAGUUUGAAGGUGUGGAGCUCACUAAAAAGAUGGUCGCCCCCGAUUCUGACACGGUCUUCGGUGCGGCUGAGGAAAACAUCUGUCCUAGCUGCAAGGAAGUUCACAGUGGUACUUUGGUGUGUUGUGAUGGUUGUGAUCAGUGGUUCCACCUUGGUUGUACUGAUUACGACGGUGAGACGUCUUGGUACUGCGCAGUUUGUGGUGCAGCACGAGAGUGA
Perkinsus marinus ATCC 50983 is the source of this 5286-nucleotide messenger RNA. RefSeq lists its product as hypothetical. Gene Ontology annotation, biological process: proteolysis; DNA integration. Lineage: Eukaryota; Perkinsozoa; Perkinsida; Perkinsidae. Bases 1 to 5286 code for a protein of 1761 amino acids. Gene Ontology annotation, molecular function: zinc ion binding; aspartic-type endopeptidase activity; nucleic acid binding. The transcript is spliced from 2 exons. The record is from RefSeq and is a predicted model, not a curated record.